UUCUUUCUUUCACUGCACAGCCUGUGCCGCUGUCUGCCAACGCUCUUCCUCCUGAUGGCCGGAACUUCAACUUCAGCAUGGAGAACCUGAGUUUUGACUUCAAAGACACGGACAUGAAACGUCUGUCCAUGGAGAUCGAAAAGGAGAAGGUCGAGUAUAUGGAGAAGAGCAAACACCUUCAGGAGCAGCUAAAUGAACUGAAGACCGAGAUUGAGUCAUUAAAGCUAAAGGAGAGAGAAACGCCUCUAGACAUUCUACAUAAUGAGAACACUGAGAAAGGCACCAGCAAGCAGAGCAACUUUAAAAAGCUCACUCUACAGAGCACCAAAUCCAGAGUGGCCUUCUUCCAGGAACUAUAGCCAUCCAGACACACUGGACUAGUGUUUGAAUGUGUGUGGUUUUUUUUUCACAUUCCUGACAGGCUGUGACCCAUUCCUGUAUGAUCUUAACACAUUCUAGGGAUGAAGACUGUACAUGUGGCUAAAGUUUACAUUACAUUAAGAGGACCAAACCCUCAUGUAAACAGAACUACACUGGGAAAACCACCGCACACACACUAACAUAAACUCAUUCACAUCCAGAAAUGCACUACAUGUUGUUUCCCAAUAUCCUUUUGUCAGUGGGAGGUCAGAAUCCCAUUAUGAAGACACUACGGUUAAGCAGUGUACACACACUGACUACAUAUAUCUCUGCACUGCAUCCUAAAUUCAUCUCUCCAGUUGCACAGCAGAAACUCUGUCUCUCUCGAUCAAUAUGUGUCAGAAUAAUUGGCUAAAGCAGUGGUAUUGCACCCUUCUGUCAUAUUAGUUCAGGAGUUUAUUUGUUAGGGUCCAAUAUGGAGCUGUCUGGUCAUUCAUAUAGGUUGUAUUAAACCUAACUGCUGCAGUAUAAAAGAGUUUACUUCCUCUGAGGAUAGUUUAGCACAGGAUAAUUUAGGGCAAGAAAACCCUUUGGGAUCACACUAUUUUGAAGACUAUUACAUAUGCAAUUUUUUUUUUUUUUACUUUUUACUCUGUUUGAAAUGUUUUACAAUGUUUUAAUACAUUUGAAUGUAUUUUAGAAAAUGUUGUUGUGCUGAGGAAUAAAUGAAUGGAAAUGAUCUAAAAUAA
Molecule: messenger RNA, 1109 nt
Organism: Carassius gibelio (silver crucian carp)
Lineage: Eukaryota; Metazoa; Chordata; Actinopteri; Cypriniformes; Cyprinidae
Product: merlin-like
Exons: 3
Coding region: 78-359 (93 amino acids)
Biological process (GO): regulation of organelle assembly; positive regulation of protein localization to early endosome; positive regulation of early endosome to late endosome transport
Cellular component (GO): adherens junction; filopodium; apical part of cell
Molecular function (GO): actin binding; cell adhesion molecule binding
Source: RefSeq, a predicted model, not a curated record